AUGUUUGUCAUAACCAAGCUGCUGGCCUUGGGCCUAGUCCUCGCUAGUACUCACUCAGUCCAUGGCAAACUCCUCUGCUUCUACAACGAGAGAGGCUGCAACCCUUGCGGCUACGCUCUCUGCUGCAAUGGCGAGAUGAAGCCAGGCGACUGUUGUGGCAUUGAUAAUUCAAAUUGGUGCAAGGAUAUGUCUGGCGAAGAUCUUCCCUUAACGACUCUCGUGAACUUCUACAGCACCGACAAAGCCGUGAACAUCAUCCGCACCAGCACUCCAAGACCUGAUGGAAGCCGCUGCCUGUCCACUGGGCGACCUGCGAGCAUAGAGCCACCUGCACAGUGUAGCAUUCAAUACGGCGAAGUCGAUCGUAGUGACGGCACGAAUGCUCUUGGACAGCCAGGCUUCCUUGGCAGGCGAGUGGACGGCGAGUCAAGCAAGGAGAAACGGUGCUGGCCCCCAAACCACGUCCGCUGGACGACAUCGGAGGGUGUCACGAUGCUAGGCCACAUCAACGAGAAGCACGGCAAAAGCGGUUUGCAGAAAGUCAUGAUGGUUCUGAACAGCGAAGGCGGCCAGCAGCUGACGGAUGAGGCUCGGAGGAUGUAUGACGGAGGCGAGAAGGAUCCGAAAGCGGAUUUGCUGGAUAGCGCGUGUCGGUAUGGGGAUGUUAUGGAUCAGCCGGUGCAUCAGGAGGAGUUUGAGAGCGAGGGGACGGCAUUGCAGGAGAUCGACUGA
Molecule: messenger RNA, 732 nt
Organism: Fulvia fulva
Lineage: Eukaryota; Fungi; Ascomycota; Dothideomycetes; Mycosphaerellales; Mycosphaerellaceae
Exons: 2
Coding region: 1-732 (243 amino acids)
Source: RefSeq, a predicted model, not a curated record